Molecule: messenger RNA, 1957 nt
Organism: Prinia subflava (tawny-flanked prinia)
Lineage: Eukaryota; Metazoa; Chordata; Aves; Passeriformes; Cisticolidae
Product: pinopsin
Exons: 5
Coding region: 39-1085 (348 amino acids)
Biological process (GO): cellular response to light stimulus; visual perception; G protein-coupled receptor signaling pathway
Cellular component (GO): plasma membrane; photoreceptor outer segment
Molecular function (GO): G protein-coupled photoreceptor activity
Source: RefSeq, a predicted model, not a curated record
UGCUUUUGGGGCAGCUCACCUGGCCCAGGUGCUGCUGCAUGGAGAGCCCGGAGGAGCCCCCAAACAACAGCACCCCAGGGCCUUUUGAUGGCCCCCAGUGGCCCCACCAGGCCCCCCGGGCCAUGUACCUGGCUGUGGCCGUGCUGAUGGGGCUGGUGGUGGCCUCAGCCUCGGUGCUCAAUGGCCUGGUCAUCGUGGUGUCCGUCAGGCACAAGAGGCUCCGCUCACCCCUCAACUACAUCCUGGUGAACCUGGCCGUGGCCAACCUGCUGGUGACACUCUGCGGCAGCUCCGUCAGCCUCUCCAACAACAUCAGCGGCUUCUUCGUGUUCGGGAGGCGGCUCUGCGAGCUGGAGGGCUUCAUGGUGUCCCUGACAGGCAUCGUGGGGCUGUGGUCCCUGGCCAUCCUGGCCUUGGAGAGGUACCUGGUGGUCUGCAGGCCCCUGGGAGAUUUUCGGUUCCAGCACCGGCACGCUGCCAGUGGCUGUGCCUUCACCUGGGGCUGGUCCCUGCUCUGGACAACCCCACCACUCCUGGGCUGGAGCAGCUACGUGCCUGAAGGCCUGAGGACCUCCUGCGGGCCCAACUGGUACACGGGCGGUGGCAACAACAGCAGCUACAUCCUGGCCUUGUUUGUCAGCUGCUUUGUGAUGCCCCUCAGCCUGAUCCUCUUCUCCUACACCAACCUGCUGCUGACCCUGCGGGCGGCGGCGGCGCAGCAGCAGGAGUCGGACACGACACAGCAGGCGGAGAGGGAGGUGACGCGCAUGGUGGUGGCCAUGGUGGUGGCCUUCCUCACCUGCUGGCUGCCCUACACCACCUUUGCACUAGUGGUGGCCACCACCAAGGACAUUGUCAUCCAGCCAGCCCUGGCAUCCCUGCCCUCCUACUUCUCCAAGACGGCCACGGUUUACAACCCCAUCAUCUACGUCUUCAUGAACAAACAGUUCCAGAGCUGCCUGCUGGGAAUGCUGUGCUGUGGUUACCACCCCCGGGGCAUGGGGAAAACCUCUCCCGCUGCCCCCAGUCCCCAGGCCACCGCAGAGGGGCUGAGGAACAAGGUGACACCAUCCCACGCCGUGUGACAGCUGCCACAUCCUGCCUGCACCAGGGCCAGCUCCAGGAUCUGCCUGUGCCACCCACAGCAGCACAGAGGGGCUUAGGGUGGGGCUGAUGGGGGGCUCUCAGAGGUUGGAGAGGUCUCCAACAAAAGAAAAAAAAAAUAAAAGACAUGACAGGGUCUUCUUGCACGUGAGGAGCCACCCCAUCAUGGGAGAAGCUGCAGAUUUUCACUAUUUCUCUCCCCUAAGAAACCCCCUCCUUUCCAGCCCCUCACCUUGGAGCCUUUCAAGAACACAAAAUAAAAAAUGAACAGUAAUUUUUCCUCUGUGCACACCAUCCCAGGCUGCUGUUUGACCCAGUCAGGUGGAACAUGGUCUGCCCCAUCCCCAGCCAGAGCCCUGCCUGCAAGGCCUGGUCCUGUUGUGAAGUUCAGGGAGAUGCUGUAAAUCUGGCAUCAACCCAGCAGGAAGGUUUAAGAGCCAACUGUGUUAAUAAACACUAAUAAACACUGAGCAGUUCAUCUGCUUUAUUGGCUGACAGAAGGUUUGACAGAAAACACAUCCCCUCCUUGCCACCAGAGCUGGUGGCAAGUGCCACAGACAUCUCUACAGAAAGCCAGAAAAAAAACAGACACAAUGGUAAUUUUUUUGUUUUUUACAGUUAAUGCAGUAAGGAAAGGUCUGAAUCCACUGAUUUCCCAGCAAGGGUGAAAACACCAGUGGUAACAGGCCCCAAGGCACAGCAGAGGCACCACUGCCCACCAGCAGCAAACAAAAGAUGCCAAAGCCUGUAAGGAUAAAAUAAAAGAUAAAAAACCUCCAGGAGGCUCGGCAGCUUCACACCUCAUCUUAAAUCUCAAAUCACAGUGUUUAUCUAGCCCAGCUGCAAUCACACG